UGAUGUGUUGAUAAUUAUAGUAUAAGAUGAGAUGUGGUCCAUGUUGCGAUUUUCGGCAUGUGCCAUUGCUCACAGCUUGUCUACAUGAUUCUUAUCUCAAAUGCUCACUAAUAGCGCUCCGAGUCGUCAACAUUGGAGAAAAUUAUGCAGCUUGGUUCUGCUGCCGUUAUUAUCUUCGAAAACACUUUCUAUCUUUGGGGCCAGCAACGCUAUAGACUUGAGCAGGAGUCAGUUUACCCUAUUCGUAUUGCUCUUCAGCAGUACAUAGCGUCUCCCAAUGCAGCUGCUGUCAGGGAAGCUCUGAGCUCUGCCGUUCACACAUAUGAAGCAGGCUUCUCUCAUUGGAUAGCAGGGUCGGCCAGACGCUCUCAAAGGAAGGCGGAGUUAAUCGACACAAUUUUCGAAGUUGUUUUACAGCACCGCCUGUACCUUGAAGUUCAAGCAAAUUAA
Messenger RNA from Suillus discolor, 450 nucleotides. RefSeq lists its product as uncharacterized. The record is from RefSeq and is a predicted model, not a curated record. The transcript is spliced from 4 exons. NCBI's taxonomy places the organism in Eukaryota, Fungi, Basidiomycota, Agaricomycetes, Boletales, Suillaceae. Bases 145 to 450 code for a protein of 101 amino acids.